Chelonoidis abingdonii (Abingdon island giant tortoise) is the source of this 1875-nucleotide messenger RNA. RefSeq names its product GDP-D-glucose phosphorylase 1 (gene GDPGP1). The record is from RefSeq and is a predicted model, not a curated record. Lineage: Eukaryota; Metazoa; Chordata; Testudines; Testudinidae. Gene Ontology annotation, cellular component: cytoplasm. Gene Ontology annotation, molecular function: GDP-D-glucose phosphorylase activity. Gene Ontology annotation, biological process: glucose metabolic process.
GGCUCGGGGAGAGGUGCCGUGGGCAGGGCCUGAGUGAGGAACUGUCUGUACCUGUUAGCACGUGUGUGGUCAUGGGAGCCCCCUGCACUUCCCGAGUCUACACACGGGGCUCCUGGAUCACUGGGGACAGGCUCCCUGACACUACUGCCCUGGCCCCUGCACGACCAUGGUCAGCUGGAGAUGCUGCCUGCAAGGGAGCCCUGAUCAGGUGCUGCUGCUCAUCUAACAUGGCAAUGUCCCUGGGUGCCAGCCAAGCCCUUCAUGAAACUUUGGGGUUGCCAUCCCAGGAGCAGCCGGAGUGCCAUGCUGUGUCCUGCUGGGAGGACUUUGUUUAUGGGGAAGAGGAUUUUGUUCUGUGUGGGGCUGGCUGGUGGAGAAGCAGGUCAGAGGGGCCAGCAAGCCGCACCAUGUCUCGCUUUGACAGAGCUUUGCAGUCCGGUUGGGAGGAGAGGAUGAAGCUGGGUUUGUUCAGGUAUCACCUGGGGGAGCUGCAGACCCGUAUAUUGCCAGGGAAUGUCCGGUUUGUGGCCCAGCUGAACAUCCAGAGAGGUUUGGAGAGAAGGAAACCACAGGACAUCCAGAGUGUCAAGCAGAAAUUCGACCCUCAGCAAUUCCACUUCAAUAAAAUCAAACCAGAGGAAAUCCUCUUCCAUAUGGUCAGGGCCCCAACUCCCCACCCUCCUAGCAGGGGUUGCUCUCAGUUCCAAGGGGGCUCUUUGGAGUCGAAACUCCCAGGGACACCUGACUGCAUCCUAGUGGUGAUUAAUGUCAGCCCCUUGGAGUUUGGACAUGUGCUCUUUAUUCCAGACCCCGCUCUCUGCCUACCUCAGAUUCUCACCCAGGAGCUGCUCAAGUUCGGGCUGGAGUCGGUUCUUCUCAGUGCCCACCCAGGCUUCCGCGUUGGGUUUAACAGCCUGGGAGCCUUCGCCUCGGUCAACCACUUGCACCUACAUGGGUUUUACCUGGAUUGGGAGCUCCUGAUUGAGACUGCCCCAGGCGAACCCCUGUGCCCUACACUCAACUUCCACUUCCUACGGGGGGUCCCAGCCCCAGGGUUCCUGUUCUACAGUGAAGGGGAGGGCCUAGGGGCCCUGGCGCACAAUAUCUGCCGAGUCACUGACUACCUGGUGGGUAAAGAGAUUGCACACAACGUGUUUGUGACUCGGGGAACUGCUCCUGGGGAGUCAUCCCACUCGGAGACCCGCUCUGGAAUCCGGGUGAUCAUCUGGGCCAGGAGGUCCUGCUUUGGGUCCAAAGGGGAAGCUGCAUUUAAUGUGGCACUUUGUGAGCUGGCUGGGCACUUGCCCAUCAAAACGGCCGAGGACUUCCAGAGCCUUACGGAGACGGCAGCCAUUAACAUCAUCCAGAGAUACCUCCUCCCUGAGCCACAGCUGUCACAGCUCCGAGGCCAGCUGGUGACGCUUCUCACAGAGUAACCACAUGGGCUCUGCAUUGCACAUUGCGUCACACUUUCUGGGGUCAAGUCUCACUCUUGCAUAUUUUGUAACUGCUGUAGACUCGUUCAUUGGGGCAGUCGGGGAGCAGGGAGUUACUGGAUUUGCUUCCAGGAUCCAGCAUGGAGGCAACCUUGCUGUUUGAACCACUGUCCCCGCGGGCACUGCAGACUGGACCCUCUGGACACCGACUGGCCUGUUGUACCAUCAUUGGCAACAAAUGAAGGAAGAUCUCCAUGACAGGGUUUGUCCUUAACCUCACUUGCCCCAUGUGUGUUUAAGUGGGGCUCUGCGGUGUGCUGGGAGUGGAAGAUAAAGUAGGAGUGUCAUCCCCAAGUUCCUAAUCUAGCUAAUGAGUGAACUGUUGGCUUGUUUCUGGUGAAUCAGCCAAUAAACCCCCACCUUUGGAAAUGCCAUAGCA